GAGGCAUGAAGUCCACCGUUAAGUGACAAAGACAUGAUAGUUUGAGGGAUAAUGGCAACAGCAGGAGCAUCAGGAGGAUCCACACUACACAGUGUUACAGAAAACCAGAAGCGAUGGUUGGUCUUUGGAAUUGCACUGAGCAAAGUUCUAGUUUCUCAAAUACGCCCUUUUGUAGAAACAGAAAUCCAAAAACAAUAUGGCAACCUUCAAACUAGCCAUGGUAUUCAUACUCAGAGCACAUCAGGGCGUCUUAAGCAUUGGCCAAAGUUCUUAAAGUAUGAGAACAUUAAUGGUAAUGAUGGAAUUCCUAAACUGCCUUCUGGAAAGUAUGACUUCUCCAAGUUUGAUUGCCGAGUGAUGUCACAUGUUGACUUUGCUAAGUUGUAUGUGGAGAAUCAUAUGGCUAAAUUCAAUGCGUUUGAUGAGUUCUGUGAUGCAUCAGCCAUCCUGGCACUGCUUGGCAGAGUCCCAGUGUUCUCUGUUGAUGUACAAAGUGCAGCAGGUGCUGUAAGAGAGGCUAGGAAUGCCUGGGCGCACUGUGCAUUCUCUGAAUGGGAUCCUGUGAAAUAUCAACAAAACUUUGCUGCUAUGGAACAGCUUGUUAAGAAACUUGGCCUUCCAGGUUCCAGCACAAAGGACCUUUUAACAGAGCUAAAGAAUUGGGAGGAAAAAGGCACGAUUCUUUGUAUGAACGCAACCAUGGACCCUGAUUUGUUGAAGUUGGUACAACAGCACGUUCAUGAUCUGAUGACAGAUGUAGAAAAGCUGACGUUUGAGGUGCAAGAGGACAGAGAACGAUUCUCACUGGCACUAGCAGAAGUUUUAUCAAAUCUAGAGGAAAUGGAAACAAGACUUGAUCGGAUGCAGGUCGAGCAAGAAGCCAUCAAACGAGAUCUGUCACAGAAAAUCGAAUGCGUAGAAACACGAGUCUCACUGCUGGAAAAUCAAGAGGCCUGCAGUCCUAAAGGUUCAGAAGAUGUGAUAUCUCAACAAUGCUACAGCACAGUGUCUGAGGAGAUUUCUGUGUUUGAUGCUGAUAUCACAUUUUUUGCCAAGCGGCUCGACCCAGACACGAGACAGUGGUUCUUUGAUGAUUUUAACGCCUGGUUCCGUGAUCCUGGAAACUCUCGAGCUUACGUUCUACUUGGCGACCCAGGAGUCGGAAAAAGUGUUAUAGCCGGAGCCCUGGCACAGCGAAUGAGAGAGACUGGACAGUUAGGUGCAGCAUACUUUUGCCGUCACAACGAUGGUACCAGAAACGACCCCAGAUAUCUCCUUGGAACUGUUGCCCAUCAAUUGUGCGCCUGUAAUGAUAAGUAUAAAGAAAUUGUAGGGGGAGAGAAGGGGGUAAAAAUGCUGUUAGGUAACUCUAAACUCGGUGUUAAGGAACUGUUUACUAAACUGUUACAUGAGCCAUUAAGUACGUGUAGGCCAUGUCAUCAGAAAUUGUUAGUUAUUAUUGACGCCUUAGAUGAGACUGAAAACGAGUCCAGGGAAGAUUUUCUUGAUCUUAUUAAGCAUCGUUUCCCCCUGCUGCCCGAAUGGCUUGUGUUCUUUGUCACCAGUCGCCCUGAAGAUUCUGUUCAAUCAAGACUGAAGAGAUACAACCCCUGUAUUAAAAUUUGUUCCGGUAACAGCGACCAGCAGAACUUUUAUCAGCAGCAUGAGCAAGAUAUCCAAACCUUUUUGAGAAAGAGGAUUAAUUUCCCUUGUGUUACCAUUUCGGUUGACGAUGUGUCCCAAAAAUGUGACGGAUUAUUCUUGUACGCACACUACAUUGUGGAAGAAUUGAAAGACGCUCUUGUUUCUGGUAAGAAAAUCAGUAAUUUAAACGAUCUUUUCCCGGGAGAUAUUGAAGAAUUCUUCCUGCAGAAUUUUCGCCGCGUCUAUGACCACGUGGGAGAAAAUAUCUUCCAGAAGCUGUUUGGUUGUGUCGUCGUAGCUCCAUCUCCGCUUCCUGUCUCGGUUAUUUCGUUCAUCCUAAACAGGGAAAACUCAGAUCAUGAUGAGCAACAAGUGAUCGAUGCUGUAUCGCAAUUUUUGGUGUUACGAAAUCCUGAUCAGACGUUAACUUUCCUGCACAAUCUGGUCCCAGCCUGGUUGACAAACGACACAAAGGCUCCACGCAAACUAUUGAUCUGUAAGAAGAUGGCAGGUAAGUAUCUUAGAGAAGUUUUUGUUGAAAUUCUCUCUUCAAUUAUCCAAGAAUCAUCAUCACCUUGCACAUCCAUUGACGUUAAGUUGAAGGACUAUGUGAUGCGCGUUGCGGUUAGCUUCCUGUGUCAGUUUGGAGGAAAAGAUUGGCUGGAGCUUGUGUUUACAUGUUUAACAAAUUAUCAUUUCAUAGAGAGAAGAUUGCGCUCUGGAAAAAUCGAGAUAUAUCAUCUGCUUCAAGAUUUGAAGCUUGUCAGAGGCUGCCUGGAUGUCGAUGACAAAAAGAAACAAGAUCUUCUUCAAGAGAUUGCGCAGGUACUUUCAUCAAACAUCUUUGUUCUCGUUGAAUGCCCGCAACUUCUGCACUCCUGUUUACGAACGGCCUCCAGUGCUGUUCAAGAAACUCUUCUGCUUUCCAAAUUGCCAGUUCCUUGGUUAGAAUGCACUGUUUUUGCUAAAGUAGACCCUGCAAUCGCUGAUAUGAAUUGUUUUGCCACAUCAUGUGAUAAGAAGACAGUUGUUGGGGCCAAAGGUCGGUCACUUGUGUUUUUUGAUGUACAUAGAGCGCAAAGAGCAGAUGGCCCUUUCGAGAUAAGCCAUGAGAUCAUUCACAAUAUCACUCACUUGGAAUACUCUCGUGACAGCAAAUUCAUUUUUUUUGGUCGGCUUGACAAGUGGUUUUCUGUUGAGCGAAAAUGCGUGGAGAAUUUUUUUCAGUUUAAUUGGAAUGCGACAGUUUACCAGUGGGGGUUCCUUACUCGUGAUGGAGAGUCCAUUGUGGUUAAAAGAAACAUGGAGGAUUUUUCAUGCCCAGGAAAUACUUGUCUUGGCAACUUACUUGCUCUGUGGGCUGUGAAGGAGAUUGAAGAGAGCCGAGAUGAUGUUACGAGUCUCUCUGAGGAAUUAGUGGUCGAGGGACCAAUUAAAUGCUUGCUUAAAUGUCUCUCAUACAAGGCAAGGCCUCAUGUGAAUGCAACAAAUCUUCUGGGCAGCUGCCGCUUUUGUCGUAAAUUACUUUCACUGACAGUCGAAGGGUACAAAAAGAUGUCCCUAACAGCGGUUCGUGAAAAGAUCAUAGAGAUUUACCCUUGGAUUUUCCAAAGGCAGAUGUUGGAUCUAAAGACUGGAAGACCUGUGUUGGAACGUGUGUUUUCGCGGGAUAUUCAGCUGGACCCAUUUACUUACAUCUGUCAUGUGUCGUAUUUUGUAAACAGAGGGGCAAUGGAAAUAGCGUUCUCUGAUUUUUCAGUUUGUAACAUUGCCAUAAUGACAGCUAUUCGAUACCUAGAGGGAAUUAUGAACCUCAAACUUGAGUGGGAACCACCUGUAGAGUUGAAGCCAGCAAAGAUGUCAGACCUCAAGCCAGAACCUACCGUCAAACUGGAGGAGUUACUAGAGGAUCUGCUGAUGAGAGACAUUACUCUGGGAUUGACUGAAGAGCUAAAGCAGAGAGUGAACCUUAACCUUGAAUGUGUAUUGAGAAGAAUCAAGGAGCUUGAGAAUGUGACUAAAGAGCAUGAAAUAGAGAGCCUUGUAAAAACAAAAUGUGAGCUGGAGAAUGAGUGGAAAAGUAAACUUAAGCUAAAGCGCGAAUUGGAGAAUGAGUUAGAUGUCCUACUACGCCGGAAGUGGGCUUUGAAUGUUGAAGUGGUAUUGAUACAAGAAUGUAUGGCGCAGCUGGAGAGAAAACUGAGCCUGGAGGUGAAGCACUUGGAACCAAAGUUAAAGGAAGAGGUGGCGUUGUUACUCGAACAAGAGCGCGUGCUGGAGCAGGAGUUGAUUGGGAGGAACCGGGAUCUAGAAAUCGAUCAACGGGAGUUGAUGCUACAACAAGGGCUGAAUUUGACAGUUGAACGUGUUCGUGAAUUGCAGAAUAAGUUAGCUUGUUUAGAAGAACUAAAGCGGAUGCCGGAAAGACAACGGGGACAGGAGCUCGAUCAAGUGGAGUCGAAUGUGAAACAGAAGCUGGAUUUCCUACUUGAACAAGAGCGUGAGCCACGACACGAAAUCGAUGUACUGGAGUUCAGAGAUUACCAAGUGCUGAAGUUAAUACUCGACCCAAAGCACAGAUGGAAGAGACAGCAACAGGAGUAUGAACAGGAUCUAAAUGCUUCGCGACUUCGCUAUUUCAAAUUGGAACGUGAGCUGACAAGUACAGAAUAUGAGUGGGUGGAACACCGAUCCCAUGAGCUCAAACAGCUGGAGGUAAAUGUAACAGCUGAGGAGGAGCUUAAGAGCUUACUUAUCGAAGAACAGGAACUGAUUGAUGGAAUCUUAGAUAGAGUGUUUCCUGGGAAGCGUGAAGUGGAGAAAAGACUUGAGACACUAAUAGAGAGGAAGGGAGAGCUUAUGCAUAAGAUGGAGAUGGAAUUAAGUAGAAAGAGAGACCAUGAGGUCAAAGGUGCGCAAUGUUGGGCGACAUGGAUGGAGAAAGAGCUUAUGCUCAAAGGUAGAGAGAAUUUGCUGAUGAAGGAAUACCGCUGGUUUCGGCUAAAUCUGUUGACAAGAAACCUAAAAAAGCAACUGGAACUAAGGCCGGAUGCAGAACUGGGAGUAUGGGAGUCGUAUCUCAGAGUAUUGAAGAAAGACAAGAUGGAGAUGCACCCUUACCUUGUGAAAGAAUUCCAAUACGGAUCAAUUAAGUUUGAGGAUUAUACGAAUUUUCCAGAAGGGCUUCACGAUGACGAGAGUAUAGUCAACGAAGAUAUUCUCAUUUACCUUUCACCAGGAGGAAAAUGGGUUUUAGAGGCCGAUGGUCUUCGAAACAAAAAUGUUUUGCGAAAAAGAAAUCGAGAGCUCUCGUGUGACCAUGAAACGCUGCAAUGUAAUAUUGGAAAAUUCACGCGCUUUUCAUUUACAAAGGAUGACCUUUAUCUGGUCUAUUUGACCGAUAAUGGUUCGCUGCACGCUUUGUCCCUCGAAACAGGUACAGUUUUAACCAGUGUGUCCAGCAAUCAAAUUAUUUAUUUCACAAAGCAACACGAGUGUGGCUAUUUGUUUUGCAGCGAUACAGAAGAAAAAGCCAUCCUUUUUUCGGAUUUAUCCAGCCCUUUCAAGUUUAUUUCAGCAUCACCAUUAGAGUUGCCUGUGGUGGAAAAAACGAUCGCAGCAGUCUUUUGCUCAACUAAUACAGUUCUAUCUGUUAGUUCUGAUUUAAAGGUUUCCUUUUGGCAGACCGCUGAACCUAAAGACGGCUCUAGUUUCAUUUCCCAGUCUCUUCACGACACGUCUGGCUUACAAGUGAAGAAUUGUGCGCUUUCUCCAAACGGACAGCUUAUUGCCAUUCACCAAGGAAGCAAGUUAAUGCUUUAUACCGUUACAGAUUUUAGCCUUGUGGAGACUCGCACAGUAUUCACAGAAGAAUUUGGUUACACGAUUUCGUCCCUUACAUUUUCAGGGGAUAGUGCCUCACUCCUCUAUUGUAUCCGGGUUUGGCAAAGCUUUACGCGUGGCGAUGUGUGGGACGUUGUGGGGAAGUUGGUGUCGAGUAGUGUGAAGUCGCAAGCAUUGGUCGUUGUUGAAUGUUGUUGCAUUUCAUCUGGCAAACAAGAGAUUAUGUUGUGUGGUAAGUAUCAGAUUGAGAUCUGGAAAUACGGUGAAAGGUCUUGUCACUUAUUGACAACACUCCAUAUAGAGGAGAUGUACCACUCUGUUAGGUUCAGUCAAUGUAUUGUCUCGUCUGACGACCAACUUCUUGUCUGUUGCAUCGCGAACACAAUUCUUGUCUAUCGUCGAAAUGCAUUAGACAUCAACUCCUCCAAGCGAGUCCUUCUUGGCCAUCUGGGUAAAAUCGAGUUUUGUCGGUUUCUUAAAGAAAAUCGUUAUCUUAUUUCCUAUGGUAUCGAUGGCAUGGUUUUCCUCUGGGAUACAAUCGAGUUUAAAGCGGUUGGAUUUGCAAGAAUUCCACUGGACACCGUAUGUAUGGCAGUGUCUCCGGAUGAAGAAAAAGCUGUUUGCUAUACGUCCACCAAUUUGAUAUGCCUGGUGAAACUCUGCAAACUGAAAAGUGACUUUUCAGUUUGGAGAGCUUCACCUUGGGGAUGGACUUUAAGUCCUUCCCAUUGUUUCAGUUAA
Molecule: messenger RNA, 6228 nt
Organism: Pocillopora verrucosa
Lineage: Eukaryota; Metazoa; Cnidaria; Anthozoa; Scleractinia; Pocilloporidae
Source: RefSeq, a predicted model, not a curated record